AUGGCGGCGGAAUUGCUGGUCCCGGGUGACGUUCUGCGCUUUGACCACCGCCUGCGUCCGAGUCAUUUUGCUUUGUAUCUGGGCAACGAUCGAGUGGUGCACUUGUGGUCCGACCACUGGUUUGGUUUCAGAGUGCGCGUGGACUCGAUUCGCGUCGUGCAAAGGAACUUUCGACCUGCGUGCACCGAUUACUCGGACGAGCUCGACAGAACGAUGUGGUCGAGCUACCGACUGCGGCCGUUUGACGGUCAGGAAAUUGUACGGCGUGCCUUGUCGCGCCUUGGUAUGUCUUAUUACUCCUUCUUGUGGUUCAAUUGCGAGCACUUUGUAACGUGGGCACGUUACGGAUUCGAAGUGUCGCUACAGCUGCAGUCAAAAGGGCUUUCGCUCGCAGCAGUAGCUACUGCAAUGAUGUGUGUAGUGCCCGAAGUGGCAAUUGGAGGGUUUGUUGUUUUAGGUGUGGCGACUGCGCUGGCGUCGUCAGCUUCGCUAUCAAGCAUUGGUAAUUCAGACAGGGACCAGGACAGCGAUGUUGAAGUGAGCCAGGAAACGUCGAUAUUGGAGAGACGACGUGCUGCCCGUCCUACCACCGAGUGA
Messenger RNA from Hyaloperonospora brassicae, 597 nucleotides. NCBI's taxonomy places the organism in Eukaryota, Oomycota, Peronosporomycetes, Peronosporales, Peronosporaceae. The record is from the annotation of a GenBank genome assembly.